This is a messenger RNA of Ectocarpus siliculosus, 1319 nucleotides long. NCBI's taxonomy places the organism in Eukaryota, Phaeophyceae, Ectocarpales, Ectocarpaceae. The record is from the annotation of a GenBank genome assembly.
UCAUAGUGCGCAUGCGGGAAAUGCGGUGGCUAUGGGCCGGGGCGCUGGCCUCGACAAUGGGCAAUGUCAUGGCUUCGACGUCGCUGGACAGAAGUGCGGCUGAAACCCUGGCUUUUGGGAGCUGUGGCAGUAUCGGCAGCGGGGCCUGCAGCAGCAGCAUCAGGAGCGGCAGAGCAGGCCCUCAGCACGUCAGCAGGAUCUCCGCCGAGCCUGCGACGAUGUCGCUCACGACGAGGGCCCCCGCAGACUCGGGAGAUUCAUCCUCGAUGAGGCCGGGGGGGGGGGCAACAGCGGCGGGGACGAGGGCGGCGGGUCUCCCGAGCUUUUGGGCGGCGUUAUCGCCGUCGAGAGCGGGCCGGGGGGGUGCGCUCGUGUCCCCGUUGUCGGCGAAGGCGGAUUCCGACGAGAGCGGGGUAAUGGACAAGAAGGCGGAGUUUUACGGAAACUUGGCGCCGGGCGCGGUGGCCCCCGAGGGUGCGGAGAAGCAGGACGAGGCCGCGGUGGAGUACGCGGUUGGGGGGGACUGGGAGAAGUCCGUCCAGCUGAUCAAGGCCAUGCGGGAUAGCGAUUUCGUUCCCUCGGUGAACGCGUACGUGGCGACCAUCGAGGCUUGCCGGAAGGCGGGCGAGUACGACCACGCGUCCACCCUCCUCAGCGACAUGAACAAGGUGUGUCUGCCGGAGGACCUGAUCAAGGCUUACGCCGCCCCGCACCCCAACGCGCCGGGAGUCACUCAGACGCAGAAGGUAUUCUGCUUGGCGAUGAUGAUGCGCCAGGACAAGAUCGAGCCGUUCGAGGAGACUUACCGUGCGAUCAUGGGGCUUGCCUCGAAGGAGAAGCUGUGGCAAGUAAGCUUGCUGCUGGUGGAGCACCUCAAGCGAAACGGGCUGGUUCCGGGAAAGUUCGUCUACGAUGAGAUCUGCUCCGUGCUCUUCAAGACCGGACAUCCCGAGAUGGCAACGAUGAUUUUCGAGGAUGCCCUCGGCGACAAGAUCGAAGAGCUCAACUCUUUCGCCCCCCCGGAGUUGGACCUACACAAUCACACCGUCAGCACGGCGCUAGCGGCGGUUCGAGUGGUGCUGCUGGACAUGGCACGAAAACCUGCUACGAGAACCUUCCACGACCCGGCGCAGGAGCUGUUGAUCAUCACCGGGAUGGGGAACAACAGCAAGGACGGGGAAGCGGUGAUUAAGCCAAGAGUGAUGGAACUUCUUUCGGACAUGGGUCUGGAACCAAGCAUGAUGCGGAAUAACGAGGGCUGUAUCGUGCUGCAGCCCGCUGAUCUUCAGGCCUACAUGGCGAGGACGGCGGGAGACUAA